ACCUUCCCCCUUGUCCUUCCUACCUUCUCCAUAUAAACAUGCACCCUUCUGCAGAUUGUUUUACUUUUUGACCUGUGAGCCACCAUGGAGUUGUCUGUUCUCUGGGGUUUGUCUGUAGCACUGCUGAUAUGUCCUCUUUAUAUGGGUGUAGGUGUUCUGUGUGAAGUCACCUGUAAUGAGGAGAGAAUGGGCAUGGAAGGAGGUAGUUACACUCUCACUAAGAAGCUUGAGUACGGCAGCAUUAUGAUAUACCACUGUCCAGAAGGGUACUAUCCACAUCCUGCUUUAACUCGCUCGUGCCUGAAAAGCGGAACUUGGAAGCCACCACCAAAAAGAAGACCUCCUCAACAGUGCAAAAUGAUCGAAUGCCCCAACCCCUUGGUUUUAGAAAGUGGUUCUGUCUUGCCUGUACAAUCGCAAUAUUUUGUCAACAAUAAGACCACGUAUGAGUGUUAUUCGGGAUACUCACUGCGCGGCUCAGCCUCCCGUGUGUGCCAAGCCAAUGGGAAGUGGAGUGGGGGCACACCCAUAUGCAGCCGUGACUCAGGAAGUGAAGAUCGCUGUGCUGACCCUGGGAUUCCAGCAGGUGCUAGGAGGUCUGGUUCCAGUUUUGGCAUUGACGACAUAUUGUCUUACCGCUGUGACGACAACUUACAUUUGUUGGGGUCAAAGACACGUGUAUGUCAAGAGAGUGGCCAAUGGACUGGGACUGAGCCUAAAUGUUACUACAAGCACACGUAUGACACUGCGCUGGAGGUCACGGAGGCCUUCGGCAGUGCUAUCAGAGAGAGCCUUCAGAUGGCAGCGCCCGUUGAUGACACCGAUCAGGAAGGAAAGAAGAUCACAAUAGAUAAAGGUGGAAAGCUUAACAUAUACAUUGCUAUGGACAUCUCUGACAGCAUUGCGGAGGAAGACUUUAACAGUGCAAGAAAUGCUGUCAAGAAACUGAUCACAAAGGUUAGCUCCUUUUCAGUCAGCCCAAAUUACGAAAUAAUUUUCUUCGCCUCUGACGUAUUAGAGGUUGUCAACAUAAUAGAUUUUUCUGGAGAUAAAAGAAAACCACUUGUGGAUGUCUUGGCUGAAUUGAACAACUUUAAAUAUGAUGCUAGAGAUAAUGUUGGGACCAAUCUCAACCUUGCAUUUAAAACCAUCCUGGAACGCAUGGCUAUCCAAAAAAAACGAAAUGAAAUGCUAUUCAUGGAGAUCCACCAUGUCCUCAUCUUCUUCACAGAUGGUGCUUACAACAUGGGGGGUAGCCCUGAAAACACAAUGGCCAAAAUUAGGGAAUCGGUGUACAUGAAUAACAAGACAAAACGGGAAAAAUAUCUUGAUGUUUAUGUUUUUGGUGUCGGAAGUGACAUUUUUGAUGAAGAUAUCAUGCCACUAGUGACAAAAAGGAACGGCGAGAGGCAUUAUUUUAAACUAAAGAAUGUUAUUGAUUUGGAAAGAACCUUUGAUGAUAUAAUUGAUGAAAGCGAGGUUGUGGGUGUUUGCGGACUCCAUAAAAACUAUGAUGACAAUACCCCAAGCACCAUACGUCAAAGAUACCCCUGGAUGGCACGGAUUGACAACACACAUGAGGAUGGAAAAGCUAGUAAAUGCAUGGGGUCUCUGGUCACUCGCCGCUUCAUCUUGACUGCUGCUCACUGCUUCAAGUUCGAUGACAUGGCAGACAAUAUCCGUAUUACAAUGGGGGAAAAUAAAGUUAUAAAGGGAGCAUCACGUAUAAUAUUACAUCCUGAUUAUAAUAUCAACGGUAAAAAGAAUGACGGGAUAAACGAGUUCUAUGAUUACGACGUAGCUCUCAUCAAACUGAAGAAUGAUGUAGAUGUCUCUAUCCACAUAAGACCAAUUUGCAUCCCUUGCACAAAGGAAACAAGUGGCGCUUUAAGACUGGUAGGAGAGGCUAUCACCUGCAAGCAACAAGGUACAGUUACAGCACACAUAGCCUAUCCACCAAGAUACAAGGUUCAUCUAGGCACUGUAUGUUGCCUUGCCUCAUAUAUUGUUAUCCUUGCAGAACAGCUAUUGUUCAAAAAUUCAGUUGAAGAAGUCAGUUUCAUUUCAUAUGAUAAAAAGGAACAAAUGGAUCAACGUAGCGAUGCCAAACUAAAGCUUCAGGAUCAGUUGAGGGACAAUUGUAUCGAAAUGGCUGUUACUGAGGUAGAAGGCAUAACACCACUUAAUCUAAAGGAUAUUGUGACUGAUAACUUCCUGUGCACGGGUGGGAAACAACCUACUAGAGAUAAUGUUGCCUGCAAAGGUGACUCCGGUGGAGCUGUGUUUAUGGACUAUGAUAAACACCGCACCAUCCAGGUUGGUGUAAUCAGCUGGGGAACCAAGGACCUGUGCCCUGGUGGUAACAGUGAUAUCAAACAGGAGUCUAGUGAAAAGUCCAGAGAUUUCCACAUCAACCUCUUUAAAGUUGUGCCGUUUCUGAAGAAGUAUUUGGGGAAUGAUACAGAAGAUUAUCAACCUCUUGAGUUUUUAGAGAAUUGAAGAGUUUCAUUCCAAAACACUCUAUUUUCAGAAAUGUUGGUUAAGUAUAUUUUCUGUUUAAAGAACUUGUACAAGAGAUUGGUGUGUUUUUUCACUCUAAAUAUGGCAUGGGGUUGUUCAAUGACAGGUAUUUGUUUCAAAUCGAUCACUUGAUGGUUUCAUUUCAGAGAAACAAAUGAUCAUGUUUUUUUGGCAAAACUUUUUUUUGUUACACAGUCAAAUGUAAACACAAGAACUGUACAAAUGAAACAUUUGUAACAUCAAUAUAAAAAUGAAAAAAAAGAUUCAAAACAGUAAUAUGAGAUCUAUAUGUAAAACAUUUACAUUUGACAUUUAGUGGAUGCUCAUAUCCAUAGUGACUCAGUCAUCUUAAGAUAGCUAGGUGAGACAACCACAUUGCAUAGUCAAAUUGAGUAAACAAACAUUCCAUUCCAACUAAACAAUGGAUAUACAAUCUAUUAAUAAAAAAUAUCUGAUAACAGUAAUAUUUUACACACACACACACACACGAAAGUACCCAUACGCAAUCAUUUCUAGUGAAAAAAACACAAAUGUGAAAAAUGUGUAUACAACGUUUAAGAAAUAGAGACCGUGAUAAAGAUGUCUUAACAAAAGUUGAUUUACAAUCAUGUAUCUACUGCACUGAACAGACAUGCCUUACAAAAAUAGGUUGUUGAAUCGAACUCUAGUUAUCAAUGAAAGUGUUCUUAACUAAUGAUAAUUAAUAAACUCAUUACCUGAAAGAA
Oncorhynchus mykiss (rainbow trout) is the source of this 3245-nucleotide messenger RNA. The record is from RefSeq and is a predicted model, not a curated record. NCBI's taxonomy places the organism in Eukaryota, Metazoa, Chordata, Actinopteri, Salmoniformes, Salmonidae.